UGGGUUGAAGUCGGAAGUGAAUCUGACUUUGCUGAAAACGUCGGCUCUUCGAUUUUGUAUGGCGAUACACAGCUUGCAGUUUUCAACAACGUGCAACGUGGUGAGUGGUACUGUACUCAAAACAUGUGUCCGCACAAACAAGCGUUUGUACUAUCUCAAGGAAUUAUGGGGGAUACGAACGGCGAAGCCAAGGUUGCUUGUCCACUACACAAGAAACAAUUUUCUUUAGACGACGGAGCCGAGAUCGGAGUUGACAAUGGUCUCCAAAUUUUGACAUUCGCAGUUAAGAUCGAGGAUGGAAAGGUG
Messenger RNA from Phaeodactylum tricornutum CCAP 1055/1, 306 nucleotides. RefSeq lists its product with no specific name. The transcript has a single exon. Lineage: Eukaryota; Bacillariophyta; Bacillariophyceae; Surirellales; Neidiaceae. The record is from RefSeq and is a predicted model, not a curated record. The annotation marks the transcript as partial. Gene Ontology annotation, molecular function: nitrite reductase [NAD(P)H] activity; 2 iron, 2 sulfur cluster binding.